GAGCUGCUGGUGGUGGCAUCGGGCUGCAUUCCUUGCAUUCUUCCGCCGGCACCGCAAUGAGCAACUUCAGGUUCACUGAGCUGAGUGGAUUCCACUCGCCGUGCCCUCGGCGUCCGUGCUCCAAUCUCCCGCCCAGUCCCAAACAUACAGCGCGCUAACAGCAAGCUGCCCGCCUUUGAAGAGUAGCACGCAGAGAGAGUCAAAGAAGACCUUAAAUUCUGGAGAAAAAUGACCUUUCAAGGAAUACAAAGUAUACUUCCUGCCGCAUGUUUUUGUCUUCCUGACCUCUGAUGACUGAAACAUACGGCCCUGGGCCUGCAGAGAGUCCAUUGAUUCUCAAACUCCUCAUCAUGCAUCAACUGUUCAGACUGGUGUUAGGACAAAAAGAUCUUUCACGAGCUGGGGACCUCUUCUCCUUAGAUGACUCCGAGAUUGAAGACAGCCUGACAGAAGCUUUGGAGCAAAUUAAAAUAAUUAGCUCAUCUUCGGAUUACCAGACCAAUAGCAAUGACCAGGCCGUGGUUGAAAUCUGUAUCACGAGAAUCACGACAGCCAUCAGAGAGACAGCGUCCAUUGAGAAGCACGCCAAGGCCCUUGUGGGGCUCUGGGACUCCUGCCUGGAGCAUAGCCUAAGACCCUCUGGGAAAGACGAUGACGCCCCCCAUGCAAAAAUUGCUUCUGAUAUCCUGAGUUGCAUUUUACAGAAUUACAACCGGCCCCCUGUGAUGGCCUUAGCCAUCCCCAUCGCAGUGAAAUUCCUCCACAGAAGCAACAAGGAACUGUGCAGGAAUAUGUCCAACUACCUGUCCCUGGCUUCGAUCACCGAGGCAGCUCUCCUGGCUGAUCACACAGACGUUAUAGUAAAGAGCAUACUCCAAGGCAAUGCUAUGUUAUUGAGGGUGUUGCCCGCUGUGUAUGAAAAGCAGCCUCAGCCAAUCAACAGACACCUGACAGAACUCCUGGCCUUGAUGUCUCAGCUGGGACAACCAGAACAGUACCAUCUUCUCCGGCUUUUGCAUGUAGCCGCAAAGAGAAAGCAACCAGAGGUGGCUCAGAAGUGUAUUCCUUUCCUAAUCAGGCAUUUGAAAGACUCAGCCCAUAAUGAUGUCAUCCUAAACAUCCUCAUAGAGAUAGCAGGCUAUGAACCUGUGGCUUUGAACAGUUUUCUUCCAAUGCUGAAAGAGAUUGGUGAGAAAUUCCCCUACCUCCUCGGACAAAUGGCGAGAAUCUAUGGAGCUGUGGGGCACGUGGAUGAAGAGAGAGCCAGGAGCUGCCUGCCAUUCCUGGUGAGUCAGUUGGCCAACAUGGAACAUUCGUUUCAUCAUAUUCUCCUGCUGGAGAUUAAGAGCAUCACUGAUGCUUUCUCCUCCCUCCUGGGGCCUCAGAGCAGAGAUAUCUUCCGCAUGAGCAACAGCUUCAGCACCAUUGCCAAGCUCCUUACCCAACAACUGGAAACUGCCACGGCCAGAAGCAGCAGGAAAAAAACUAGCACUGAGGUUGAAUUCCCCAAGAAACUGGAGGAAAUCAAGCUCACUUUGGCUGAAAAGGAAGACCAUGAAAAGCUGCAAGUUAAAAUACAGGCUUUUGAAGACAAAAUAAAUGCUGAGAACAGUACUCCUAACUCUAUCAGAAGAUAUAGUUUGGGCCAAUUUUCUAAAGAAGAAAGAAAAGACAUUAGAUUUAACAGGUCAAAGAGUUUGGCUUUGCGCGCAGUGCUGACAAGGAGCACGAGUUCAGAUGAUGGGGAAGUCGCCGAGGGUGAAGACACGCCGGCCAGGGUCUUUCUUUCAGAAACUGACCCACUUAGCCAAGGAAAUGACAAGUUGCCCUUUAAGGCAAGCUCUGCCAGAUCACAGCUGGGAAAUUCUUCAGUUUCACACCCAAAUAUUAUACAUACAGACUCAGAGAAUUUGCCAGAAACAGUUAAAGAAAACUUCCAGGAAGAAACUCCAGAAACAACGGCAAGUCCGAUAGAAUACCAAGAUAAGCUCUACUUGCACUUAAAGGAAAAUCUCAGCAAAGUAAAAGCAUACGCUGUGGAAAUCGGAAAGAAGAUUCCAGUCCCCGAUCAGUGUACCAUUGAAGAUUCUGUUAGAAGUUGUGUAGCAAAGUUGUUCUUUACCUGCUCCCUGAAGGGUCACUACUGCCUCUACAGUAAAUCCAGUUUUAUUCUCAUCAGCCAAGAACCUCAGCCGUGGAUCCAGAUCAUGUUCCUCUUUCAGCAGAGCCUGUUUCCUGAGCCCCUGUCCAUACAGAGUCACUCUGUACAGUUUCUCAGAGCUCUGUGGGAGAAGACCCAGGCAGACGGCACUCACAGCUUUGAAACAGCCAUGAUGGAGUCCAUGUUUCCACAGCAGAAGGAUCUGGACCAGGUACAGCUCCAUCUGGAGGAAGUGAGAUUCUUUGACGUCUUUGGCUUCAGCGAAGCAGCAGGAGCGUGGCAAUGCUUCAUGUGCAACAAUCCUGAGAAAGCUUCCGUUGUAAAUCAAGAUGGCCAGCCUCUCAUAGAAGGAAAACUAAAAGAGAAGCAAGUCAGAUGGAAGUUCAUCAAAAGGUGGAAAACUCGUUACUUUACGCUGGCUGGAAAUCAACUUCUAUUUCAAAAAGGAAAGUCUAAAGACGAUCCCGAUGACUUCCCAAUAGAACUCAGCAAAGUACAGAGUGUGAAAGUUGUGGCCAGGAAACGCAGGGACCGCUCCCUCCCUCGAGCUUUUGAAAUCUUCACAGACAAUAAAACCUACGUUUUCAAGGCCAAGGAUGAGAAGGACGCAGAAGAUUGGCUCCAGUGCAUCAAUGUGGCGGUUGCCCAAGCAAAAGAGAGGGAAAGUAGAGAAGUAACCACGCAUCUGUAGGGAUUUGCAAGCCGACCGCAUGCUGAUUGUAUACAGCGGGCACUGCACUAUCGUUGCCAAUGUUAAGAAAAAGAUAAAUUCACCGAGUCACGUUGUGUUCUUCUAAGUACCGGUGGAACUGUUUUCCCUAAGAAGCAGGACCUAAAAGUGGCAGGAUUCUUACGCAUCUCCUGUUCUAACGGCGCCUGCGUUAACUCCAGAACACCUGUGUGAUGCGUACAGGGGAAGGAGCUGCAGAAGGUGUGGGGCGGAAAGGGGAGAGCCGGGGAUCCAGGAACGUCGUAGAUAUGCCAUGGUACGUUGUAAGAACACGACUUCACAAGAUACCUGAAAUACGCAUCCUGGGGAAAAAUGAAGCACUUCUGAUGAAAACCGCAGUCUGCCCAAAGUAUCAGAAGGAAAAAAAAGCUCUCUUGGGAAAAGUCAAAAUAAUGGACCCUGAGGGGAAAACAUAUAACUUACGUAUAGACAUACAAUUGUGUUUUUUCUCUCUAAUGCAAAUGAGGCUAACACAUGGUAAAAUGGUACUCAAGUGAAGACAGUUCUGUAAUUAAAUGUCUGUUUUUGAGAACAACUUAUAUGAUUAUUCCAUUUCGGUUCAUUUAACAUGAUCUAAAGUGUAGGUUCUUGGUUAUAUCUCCUGCCCAAGGCAGUGAGCGUAAGCUACGAUAGGCAUAGAGGACCAUUUUCACCAUCUUCAAAAUAUGGGCCAUUUCCAUUAAACUUUGAGAUGUUAAAGUUCUAUACCUUCCUUCUUUAUAGUCAAUCUUCUAAUAUCUCAAAAUUGUAUUUAAUGGUUUUUCCCAUCACUCAUAUUUAAAAAAUAAAUAAAUAAGCUGUGACGGGCAGAAUUACAGAAUGAUUCCCAACGGUCUACACCCUGACCCUCCCCUUGAGUGUGGUUCUAACUAAUAGAAUAUGGCAGAAGGUAUAGGAUAGUCUCUCCCAUGAUUAUGUUACAUUACAUGGCAAAGGUGAGAGAUUUUUGGUUCUUAAUCAGGUGACUUUGAGCAAGUCAAAAAUAUAUGGCCCUGGGUGGGCCUGACCUCAUCAGAUAAGCCCUUUAAAAAUGAGUGAACAAGUCAGAGACUCUCUCUUCCACUGGCCUUGAAUAAGCAAGCUGCCACAAGUUCUACAUCUUCAAGGGAAUGAAUUUUUCCAACAACCAGUGAGCUUGGAAGAAGAUCCCAGCCCCAGGCAACACCUUGAUUGCAGCUUUGCAAAACCCUGGGCAGAGGACCCAGCUAAGCUGUGCUUGGACAGCUGACCCAGGGGAACUUUGAGAUAAUAAAUAUAUGCUGUGCAAAGCUGCUAAGUGUGUGAAAAUUUGUUCCCUGGCGAUAGAUAAUUAAUACAAACACUAACUUGGAAUACAUAUAAAGGGUCAUUUUUUUCUUUAAAUUUUAUUGACCAUAUAGUCUAGUAUAGAAACCUAGAAAAAAAAUCUAAGUAGUCAAUAUUCUUACUUCUACCUUGACUCUACUGCCAACUCACUGGGAUAGGAAAUACAUAAGAGGCCAAGUUUGAGGAGAGAAACAAUUAAAUUUUAACAUGUAAAGUUUGAGGGUAUUGUGAGUCACGAAUUUAUUACAAGUUGGAAACAGUUCUGUACGGCAAGAUUUUGCCCCACUGGAUUUGUGGAUGGUCACUGAAGAUGUGGAACUAACUGAAGUUACUCAAGGAGAAUAAGACAAAAGAACAAACAAGGGCUUCCUUGGAAUACCUAACGUUUAAACGAAGGGCCGCUGGAUUGGCCGGUCAGUUUCAGAGAUGUUAUAGACCAGGGGAAACAAUGUCACAAACACCAAAAAUAAGGUUUCAGGAAGAAGGGAGAGAUUAACAAUGUAAAAUCCUACAGUAAUCACUUAAGACAAAGAAUGACUUUUGCAGUUAGGAAGCAAUUUGUAUCAUUGGUAGGAACAAUUUCAUCGGAGUGAUGAAACAAAAGUCAAAUUUCAGUGGGUUGAAGGAUCAGCAGGAGAUUAGGAGUUUAAAGCAUAAUUGGGCAAUAUUUUCAACAAAUUGGGGCGGGGAUACAGAAAGUGUUUUGUUGUUUGUUUUAAAAAUGUAUUAGACUUAAGGGGGGAAGAGUCUAACAUACAGUAAGAAAGAAGAAAAAUAACUUUGCUUGAGCAAAGUUUCUAGAAGUGAUAGAAAAGGAUUAAAAUUCAUGCCAUAGCAAUUUAUGGAACAGCUAAUAAGCAAUAGGUACCAUGUUUGGCCUGGAGAUACAAAAUAAAAGACCUGGCUCCUCCCUUCAAAGAGUUUACAGCGUAGUGGAAGAGGUGAUUGUGUACAACAAAAACUGAAAUGCUAAGGGGCAAGUGCCUUGAUAGAGGUUUGCCCAGGGGCCCGUAGAAAUGCAGGAGAAGGCACCAAUAUAAGUGACUUUGAACUCAAAGCAUGGCCUCCCUCACUGUUUCCCAGAGCUGUUAGAGAAGGAACUUGUCCAAAAGAAUUAAGCAAAGAGGGUCGUGGGCAGAUGAGGAGAAGAUGGCCUGUUGAGGGAACCAUGCUGCAAAAGCGUAGAAGGGAAAGGGAACAAAACAUAGUCCAUUUGCAAAACAGCAAGUCCUUAUGUAGGAUUGGAACAUAAGGGGGACUGUCAAGGAAUGGUGCAGAAUGAUGCUGGAGAGGCUUACGGGGCCAUAGCAUAAAGGGCUUGGUUCCAUGCUAAGGAUCUUGAAAUUUUUUCUUAAGAUGAUGAAGCACCAUUAAAAGGUUUUAAGAUUUGCAUUUAGAGAAAUAAUUUUGAUAGUGGUAUAGAGAAUUGAUUGUAGGGAAAUAAAAAAUUGUAUCGGAGAUCAUUUGGGUGUUUCUUGGAAAUGGUGAGGUCUACUAGUAGCAGAGGAGAUGGGAGUGGAAAUGCAGGAAAAAUAUCAAAUUAGUAAAAUGGAUUGGGUACUGGUGGAUUGGAUGGAGCCUAGGUAUAAGAAUGGGAAGGAAAGUAUCUCUGAUGAUCCCCGGGCACUUUCUUGGGAAAAUUGAUGCAUGAUGGUAGCAUUUACUGAGAGAGAAAAUUCCAAAGCUACAGCCUAAGAAGUGAGCCAAAUGGUAAAUUCAAUUUCAAUGUAUACAUUUAGAGUAUAGAUUGGUGAUUCAUAUUGGACUAGAGAGACAUUGCCUCCUGUGAAGUCAGACAGGAAAAGGCAAGAAUAGGUACAGUUAUAAAUGAGUCUCUAAAUAUUAUUUUGAAAUCUAGCAGCCCGUUCUUAAGAGUCACUUGGGUAACCCUAGCUGUUAAUUAGAAAAAACUGGUAACAAAGAGAAUAUUAAGUGACACUGCAUCAGUUAUUAAUAAUUGAAAUGCUAGCAAUGUGCUCAGACCUUUCAUAGCAGAGACAUUAUAGUAAAACUCAGCGUGGUUGUAUCCUGAUUCUGUUUUCACGGAAUGUUUAUCCCAAGAAAGAAGAGAAUUGCCUU
Molecule: messenger RNA, 6275 nt
Organism: Ailuropoda melanoleuca (giant panda)
Lineage: Eukaryota; Metazoa; Chordata; Mammalia; Carnivora; Ursidae
Gene: VEPH1
Product: ventricular zone expressed PH domain containing 1
Exons: 14
Coding region: 291-2852 (853 amino acids)
Biological process (GO): regulation of signal transduction
Cellular component (GO): plasma membrane
Molecular function (GO): phosphatidylinositol-5-phosphate binding
Source: RefSeq, a predicted model, not a curated record